AGCUGUUUAAAGAUUGAUUUUUUAUUUUGUUUAUCACAAAGUGGCUUAUUGAUAAAAUUGCUAAUAAUUAUCACAUCUCGUGUGACGUGGCUCGUUGUUGACAACAAUUUGGAUAUGUGAAUUAGGAAAAAUUGAGUGAUGGAUGAAAGCAAUCGUAAAUCUCCUUGUAAGGAAUGCAACAGUGCGGGUGAGGCACAGUUGCAUGCGGAAGUGGCAAACCUUCGGCAACAUGUUGCAGACAAAGAUGCGCACAUUGUAGGUAUUGAAGCGGAGUUUGUAAAGUGCACCGCUAGAGCUGAUGAUUUAGAGGAGCAGGUCGAUACCUGGAGAGAGAAGUAUGAAAGACUGUAUGACUCACAUAAAAGGGUUCAGAAAUUAAAUCAAGUUUUGGAGGACAAGUUACUGCAGAUGGUUGACAAGAUGAAGAGUGAAAAGAGCCAGUUGACAAAAGAUAUUGCUACACUUUCUGUCAGAUUAGCUGAAUCUAAGCAUAACUACAGCAUGCUGCAGAAAGAAAAUGAAAGGUAUAAAAAUGAUAUGAACUUAGCCAUCCAGUUGCUGCAAUGCAAACCUGAUAAUUUUGUAUCUCAAAAACUUGAUAAUCUCCCUGUAGAUACUCAAGCGAGAGUAUCCCAAUAUGUCAUGUCUAAGACAUCGAAACCGCCAAGUUCAAGCCAAUCUAAAACUGGCAACGAUUUGGAUACUUUCGAUGCUAGCGAAUAUGAAUUCAAUAUAUCCGCUUCUCUUAUGUCUAAAAUAUUAGAAGAUAGCAUCCAAGAUACUCUUACAAAGCACUGUGACACUUGCACAUGUACUAAAUCACAAAGCAAACCAUUCUGUUAUAAUGAAAGUUAUUACUCAGUGUCCACACAAACAUCAUUGACUGGUGAAAUGAAGAAUUCCCUCUGUUUGAAUUGCAACUCUGAGAUAAAGUCUUUGAAAUCAAACUUAAGCAUGAGAAGCGUUUCGCCUCAUGGCAUUAAGCUUUUAAACGAAAAGACUAACCUCGCACUUGGCAACAUGUAUAUAUUGCCACAGUCAACAAAUGUUGUCACUGAAAGUAACAAAGACUUGUUAGAUAAAACUGUUACUAACAAUCUUGUACAAACAACACAACCACCGAUUGAACCAAAUUCAAUAGUUUGUACUAUCGAAAAAGAGGCGAUUAAAAAAAUCGAAGAAGAAUUGAAACAAUUAAAGAAAAAUAACAUGAAUAUGGAACCUUCGGUGCAUCAUAAGCUUUGCGAUAGAACGAAGACUUCGAUAUCCAGCAAGAAAAGUAGUGUUCAUAGCAUAGGUCAUGAAGAUUUACUUAAAGACAAAGCUAUUGAUAAAGACGCAAAAUUAAACAGCCAAGUACAAGCAGCCGAGACUAGUAGUUUGCGAAAAAAUUCACAAAGUUCUAUGGGAGGAGUGAGUCGAACAUCUUCUGUGGCAAAGUCUGUGAGCACACACAAGUCUAACACUCAAGUAGGUCCAGGUCCCAGAUUCUGUCACUUACGUAUGCAGGCAGGCUCCAAGAAUAUACUAUUGGAUAAUGCGGAACCUGAUGUACCGCCAGUAUUGUACAGGCGACAAAGCAAAUGUACAGAAAAUUCAAUUUUCAAAGAUUUAAAUGAUGGAAUGGAAAAUUUUAUUGAUUUAGUCAAAACAGAAGAUGAUUACAAAACUAGUGUAAACAAUGAUAGUGUUGUAGUUGAAACAACUUUAAUAGACGUUCAUGUUGAUAAUAAUAAUAAAGAUUCCGAAACUUCUAUAAAAACAAAUUCUAUUAAUCCUAUCUUAUUAAAUGUGUCUUCUUCGCCGUUGCAACCUUUGAAAACACAUAAUUUCUCAAAUAGUUCGGAGCACAAUAAUAAUAUUAAUACACACAGUAUCAGCAGUCAACAAAAUCAAACAGAUAUAGAUAAUCUAUUGAACGAUUUUAAUGUAGACAACGCGAUGCAAAAUAACAAUACAGAAACAGUGACAGACAAAAAAUUUGAUAUCGUUAAUACAAAUGAUAAUGAAGAUAUAAAAAUAUUUAAUUUCGAUCAUUAUGAACAAACUAAAGCCGGUCAGUUUUCGAAACCGCUUAAAAAAAUAGACAUGUCCCAACUUCAUUCCAUUGAAAAUACAAAGAUAUCCAAAGAUUACCCACCGAUAGGAAAUUUAACGAGUUUUGAUAAAAAAGAUCAACCAAAUAUUAAACAACAAAAAUCAUCAUUACCAGCUAUUGUUAAUGUUUAUCCAAAUCUGACGCAAACUCAUUUGAAAGUAAACGAAAAUACCAAAGUAUUUACAAACGAACAGAGUACGAGUUCUUUGUCCAGCGACGAUAGUGCAGCGAUACUGCAAAAGCAACAAUUGCUCCGAGUUGCUGAAUGGGUCGAGAAAAAUUUGGAACAACAGAACAGUUUUAACGAUCCAUUAGAAGACGAGUGUAACUUUGUUAAUCGGAACAUUAGAAGAGAUAAUAAACUGAGUAGACUUACUGAGACACUAAAUGAGCUAGCUCUCAAUAUGCCACAUCCUGUGAGCAAAUUUUCCAAGACAUAUUCACGAGAUGCUCACAAUAGUUGGAUUCAUAACAGUACACAUCAAAAUACUAACCAAGAAAAAGAGACUAAAGUUACUAAAGUAACUGGCAAUGUUGUUAAGGAAACUAUAUUUCCAGUAGAAAGUGGAGAUGUGACGGUCACUGAAAUAAAUGUGAGUAAUCCGGAAAGAAAUAUGGCUAACUAUAAUAUGGGAAAUGAUUUGGCUGGGGCUUUAAAGUCUAAAGAUAAAGAGAUAUCGCCUGAAGAUUUAGCUAGAAUGGAAUAUAAUGUGAAGAAGUUUUUGUUGAGUGGACCUCAAUGGGCCAAUCCGGCCUCAGUUGGUAGAAGUCGAUGCACAAGCAGCAAAACUGAGACUGACGUAUAACAUUCCAUACUAAAAUAUACAAAAAGCUAAAUCGCUCGCUGAUUCUCUCAGUAUUUAUAAGAGCUUUUUUAAAUCAGUUAAUUGCUUAUAUUUGAGGCUACAUGUGAAACGUAUAUUUGUUGUGUAAAAUUGUGUAUCUCGCUUUAAGAGAGGUUAACUCUUAAAAUUUAUAUCUUGAAAUGGACUGAAGUUAGAUUUAAGUGGGUUUUAAGAUGAAUGCUAAACAUUUUUGCUAUAAAAUCAAUUUUUGACUUAACACGAUAGAUAGCUCGUAAAAGCAGUUAACGUCAGAUUUAAAUAACUAGGCCUGUUUUCAUAGUUUCCACAUACUAAUUCAGAAGACAAAGUUCUUAA
Molecule: messenger RNA, 3258 nt
Organism: Papilio machaon (common yellow swallowtail)
Lineage: Eukaryota; Metazoa; Arthropoda; Insecta; Lepidoptera; Papilionidae
Product: phosphatidylinositol 3-kinase 2
Exons: 5
Coding region: 139-2904 (921 amino acids)
Source: RefSeq, a predicted model, not a curated record